This is a messenger RNA of Electrophorus electricus (electric eel), 3428 nucleotides long. RefSeq names its product solute carrier family 35 member F3b (gene slc35f3b). NCBI's taxonomy places the organism in Eukaryota, Metazoa, Chordata, Actinopteri, Gymnotiformes, Gymnotidae. Gene Ontology annotation, cellular component: membrane. The record is from RefSeq and is a predicted model, not a curated record.
GGUCAGUGUGGUUGCAGCGAGGGGAGCACAGACCGCCGACCCGCUCUGUCCCGAUUCAUGGGUAUCAUGUACAGCGAUGGAGAGGGAACGGUUUGGGACCGUGUCGGACGCCCACGACGGGAUUGCAUGUGUUACCUGGGACCACCUACCACUCUGAUGCCCAUCGGUAUGCGGAAAUCGCCCAAUGUUAGUCCGAGACGGUUGUCCGACAUCAGCCCCCAACUCCGACAGCUAAAGUACUUGGUGGUGGACGAAUCUAUCAAAGAAGACUUAAAAUCGUCCCGGUCGGUGGAGGACAUCAACAGCGCAUCCAUCGAGGAGAGAAUCUUAAGAAUAACCGGCUAUUACGGUUACCAACCAUGGAAUUCAGUUUACAAUAGAGAGGACCGGCCGCGGGAGAAUGUGGCAAGCACAGCGGACAGACAGCCGUCUGGAAGUGGACCAGGGACGGAGUCAGGGGCUGGGAGGCAGACACUGCACUGCUGCGUUCGUGUAUCUGCAGGGCAAGUGCGCAAGGCGUUGUGGGGCGUGGCCAUGGUGAUAUGCGUGUGCUCAUCUUGGGCUGGCUUCACCCAGUUAGCCAAGCUGACCUUCAAGCAGUUUGACGCACCCUUCACCAUCACGUGGUUUGCCACCACAUGGAACUGCCUCUUUUUCCCUCUGUACUACAUUGGCCAUUUGUGCAAGGGUCCAGAGAGGCAGACGCCCAAGCAAAGGUUCAGGGAAUGUUGUCGGUUCUUCGGCGAGGACGGGCUGACGGCGAAGGUGUUCCUCACUAAAGUGGCUCCCUUUGGCCUACUGUGGACUAUGACUAACUACCUGUACCUGCAGGCGCUGCACAAGAUCAACACCACAGACGUGUCGGCUCUGUUCUGCUGCAACAAAGCCUUCGUUUUUCUGCUCUCUUGGAUCGUGUUGCGCGACCGCUUCAUGGGCGUCAGGAUCGUUGCUGCCAUUCUGGCCAUUGCGGGCAUUGUGAUGAUGACGUAUGCAGAUGGAUUUCACAGCCAUUCCGUUAUUGGCAUCACUCUGGUCGUGGCCUCGGCUUCAUCGUCCGCUCUCUACAAGGUGCUGUUCAAACUAGUGCUCGGCAGCGCCAAGUUUGGGGAGGCGGCGCUGUUCCUGACCAUUGUCGGCGGAGCCAACUUCAUUUUUAUCAGCUUUGUGCCAGUAAUUCUGUACUUCACCCACAUCGAGUACUUUGGAUCUCCUGACAGCAUCCCUUGGGCCUACCUCUGUGGAGUAGCAGGUCUUCUGCUAGCAUUCAACAUCCUGGUCAACUUUGGAAUCGCUGUAACUUAUCCAGCGUUGAUUUCACUUGGAAUUGUGCUAAGUGUUCCUGUCAACGCAAUGGUGGACGUGUACACCUGCGAGAUCCACUUCAACACGGUGCGGCUCAUCGCCGUUUGCAUCAUCUGCCUGGGCUUCCUGAUGCUGCUGCUGCCGGAGGACUGGGACCAGUGCCUGAUCCAGCUGGGCGGCCGGCUUCGCAAUCGCGAGCUGCCCGGGGAGCCUUCUGACCCGUCCGCCAGCCUCGGCUGGAGCCGGAGGGCCCAGACCUCCGUGUCCACGUUCACCCGCUGACGCGGACCGGUGCGGAAUUUGCUGCGUCGAAAGGAGAAGCGGCACUCGGAAAUGUCAGCCUGGCUAGCUGCGGAUGCAAGCCAGCGGGGACCGCUUAGCGCGUCCGCGUUUUCCCCAAUGCCGUUUAUUUUGUAAUGGGUCUGAUUCAGUGUUAGCCUGCCGGCAUUUGCGGGGCGUUCUUUUUUACUUUAGCGGGACGUUAGCAUGUUUUCUGAUCUGUGUCCUUAUCUGUUCAAGAGAGCGCUACUGGCAUGGCUCGAUGAUUUCCAAUAAGACCAAAGUAGUGGACCGUCAUCUCAUCAUGCUUUUACAUGACUCAACCCCCUCUGUCAUAGAUUUAGUAGAUCAUAUCAUAUAUAAUGUUUGUUCUUCACUAUUAGACUACACCCCCAUCCCCUUGUUUCGUUAGGUCUUUAAUUUCAGGUAGUCGAAGUAAUUUAUAUGUGCACCAGAACUACUGUACGUAGCUGAACAGAUGUGAAAGAACAGGCCCUAAUAAUUAGGAUCGGAUAUGGUGCUUUAUUUCUUCUCGCAAUUCUCUCUCAACCUGAUCCUGCACGCAUGCUGUCAUCUAGACACAGUCCAUCUCUUAAUGUCUGAGGUAGAAUGACUGCUAUACAUACUGGAAACGCUAGGCCAAAUGGCCAUCAAACGCUUCAGUUUAGGGAGACUGAUAUGAGCAGUGACGGCCACAGAGCAGGGCCCCAUUUCCCAAACUCAUCGUAAUGUUAAGAUCAUCGUAAACCGGUGAGAGAGCGUUCAGUAUAACACACGCUCUACCAUUUAAAGAUGAUGUUUGUUUUGCGGUGCUUUUGGGAAAUCCCAGCCCAGGAUAUCCAUGUGAGGAGAACGAUGUUUUGUACAUACGGACCUCACCUGACACAGAUUGAGGAGAGACGAGAAACGCCUUGGGCCACCCGCUUCAACGUUCCCACACCUGCAAACAGAACAUCUCUGGAGUUCUGACUGUUGCCUUAACAAACUUUCUUUCCGCUCCCCUACUAACAGAGAGCACCUCGGGGUCUGCCUGGCUUUUCAGAGUAAUGGCUGUGACGAGGCCGGCACCGCUAACGCCUAACCUCCGUCUCACGUCGUGUCGUGAGUUGUGCUGAGUCAUGCUAGCCGUUUGCCUGCGCAUUCCCCACUACAUUACUGAUUAUGGGCACGCAUCCGUGUUUUCAAGUUUUGCUUUGUGUUUUCUUGUCCUUCCCUGUAUCAGCGAACAAACAUUUCCUGUCCUCUGAGCUCAUUUUGACAGGACCCAAGAAGCUAAAUGUUUUACAUCAAGUCGGUCUACUGAACUCAAAAUAUGUGUUCAAAGUGGUGUAACUACCCAGAUUCAACUGGCAGUGCCACGGAACAGGUGAUAAGAACUAGUGCCAUCUCUAGUACACGAUGCUUUUUGCACUCAUGGAUCUCAAUACUCCCCAAAUAUGGCUUUUCAGUGCAUAAUAACGGAACUGUGAUGUAAGGUUGUUGUUUUUUAAAAGUAUUUCCUCUGAAAAGGACGGUAUUUUGACAUGGAAACGCAUGCAGAAUUUACUGCUAGCGCUCAGCUAGAAUUUAAGGCUAGCAGUUAGCUUCACUGCCUCUUUAGUUUGCGAUUGUAAUCAUCAGCACUGUUUCCCAUUGUCAUUGUUCCAAUGACAAUAAAUAUGAAAUUGUAUUCCUCUGGAAUUACUGCUAGAAUUUAUUGUAAACCUUUGUAAGGAAUGACGAUUUUUACACUGAAAAUGCAACAUAAUUAUCACAUGCGAGGAAAAUGAAAACAUGAAUAAAUGACAAUUUGAGUUAUCAGAUCUGCUGUAUCUUUUGUGACACGUAAAUACACGGACAUGUUUUUA